Closterium sp. NIES-67 is the source of this 20738-nucleotide messenger RNA. NCBI's taxonomy places the organism in Eukaryota, Viridiplantae, Streptophyta, Zygnematophyceae, Desmidiales, Closteriaceae. The record is from the annotation of a GenBank genome assembly.
CAGUCUUCUGGAGCUUGCUCUUGUAGCAGCGCCUUUUCCUGCGUUUCAGGAGCUUGCGUCUAGAUUCUGUCUUGGAAAUCGGUGCUUUCUUCGCUCUUUCGCAAGCUCAGGCUGGCAGCAGGGCAGGAAGACAGAAGUAUUCCCUGCAUUUCAGCCGGUAUCUGCUUUCAGUUUCCCCGACGGGAGCGUCUUUGUAUCUGGCAAACUGGCACCAGCAGCGUGUGAUUUCGUAGGAGGGAGUAGGGUUAGGGGGGAUAGGGGUAGCAUUAGCGGCUACACUAAGAGGAAGAAAUAAGCCUAGGAUUCACCCGGAAAGACUCGGAAGGCAGCCAGGCAGAAUCUGAUUCUCGCAGUGGCCUUUCGCUGCUCCUAUCUUCGCUGCUGAGUAUCGUAACGAGAGAAAAAAAUCAAGCGACGGUGGCGAGUACUGUUUUCAAGCACAAUCGACAAGUUUCACGCUUCUGGCGCUGAAGACGUUUCCUGGUUGUGGAUCUUCUAAAUUUCGGUCAGAAAUUAAGUAUCUCCCCUUUCGGCGUGAUGCAGCCUUCUAUGAUCACCCUCUCGGCUGUGGCUUCGUGGCUGUCAAGGACAGUGCAGCUGACUCUCGAACGUGAUGGAUCUGGUUCGGACAACCAAACAAGGCUCGGAAACAGGCUCGGGGAGCACGAGGCGAGAGCUGCGCUUGUUAUCAGCGAUGUUUCCGCGACGGGGGAUCUACCAACCAGAGAAUUGACGGAAUCGGAGAGGCUGCUUGUAUCGGAGACGCAGGAUUUUCUGAAAUAUCUCUUGGACGGUUGCGAUCGCUUGGACGUGGCAUCUACGGCUGGGGAUGCGACCAAGGCGGGCGAUUCGAUCAAGAGUUCAGUUCCUGAGGAAGAGAACGAAGGUGUUACGGGAGAGGAGAAAGAGGAAGUGGAGGGGACGCGAGAAGGAGGCGGUAAAGGUGAUCCCGAUGUCGGUACAGAGGCGAUCGAAUCAGGAAGGCGCGCGGAGAAGGUGGAGGAGGGUGGGAAGGAACGCGUCGGAUUCGACGCUCAGGUCAUUGAACUGGCUGUAACCGCGGUUGUGACAGUUCUCAAGGCGGCUGCACUGGAGGAGAAGCCGAAGGCCUCUCUGGUUCAGAGGCUGCUUGACGUGGGUGUGCGAGCAGCGCUGGAGGCAGGGGAACGAGGCACGGGUGAGACAGCACGUCGAGUGCUAUUACCAGGAGUGUCAGCAGUAGGAGAAACGGCUUCUGAGCUGAGUGAAGAGCUACGUAGGGAUGCAGGUGGAUUGAUGGAGAUUGAGAAGGGGACGAGGACCCGCCUGCUGCAAUCUUCUGCUGCAGCGGAUGUUUCUGCAGGGAGUUCUGUAGAGAUUGUUGCAGGGAUUCCUGCUGGGGUUUCUGCAGGGAUUCCUGCUGGGGUUUCUGCAGGGAUGGUUGGGGAGCAGUUGCUGGCGCUUGUGGCUGGUGCAGUGGCGGUGUUGGAUGAGAUGGUUAAGAGAGAGGGGGGAGUGGAUGAAUUGAGUGAGGGAGAGGGUACUUUGCAAGGAAGGUUGCCAGAGAGGGAUGGAAGCGAAGCUGAUGCAGAAAGAGGAGGCGGAGAGGGAGAAGGAGAAGGAGAGGGAGAAGGAGAAGGAGAGGGAGAAGGGAAACGAGGAGAGGUCGAAGCUCAGUUGGGGGUUAGUGGUGAAGGUGAUUGUAACGAGAAAAGAGCUGCUGCUGUGGGGGGAGUGGCUGAGGCGAGAGAGGAGGUUCUGCACGUGCUGCUGUCGUUUCUGUCCCUUGUCCUGUCCGCCUGCAGAGGUAGGGAUGGACCGAGAAAAGGAGGGGGUGUUUCAGGAAGGAGUGAGAGUGGGAGAGAUAGAGAGGAGGAAGUGAAGGUGGGGGAUGGAAGGGGAGAUGAGGAAUUGGGCGAGUGGAUGGGCGAGGAGAUUGAAGACGAAGAGGAAACAGAGGAAGAGAACGAGAAGGAGGAGGGGAAGGGGGAGGAGGACGAGGAGGAAUCUGAGGAGGACGAGAGUGAGGGGGAGGAAGAGGAGGGAGAGGAUGGGGAGGCGGAGGGGGAGGAAAAGGAGGCCGACGCUGCAGAUAAAGCGGAGAUUGGAGAGGAUGGUUGGUCUGAUGGCGAACUCGAGGGUCUCUUCCUCAACACCCCUGCAGACUCCAUCAGGACCUCGUGCUCGUGUGCAGCCCUCUCCCCUGCGUCUGGAUUAGCACCAGCAGGAGCAGCAGGAGCAGCAGCGACAGCAGCAGCGGCAGCAGAAGGAGUGACUGCAGCAGGCGAGGCUCUAGCAGCGCCAGAGUGGUUGUCUGCGACGGAUCUAUCAGCGCAAGCAGCAGCGGAGGCAGAGGAGGAGAGGGCCCUAGCCUCCCGCGUGUGCUCGUUCGUGGUGAGCGGGAGCAAUUUCAUGGAGCAGCACUGGUACCUCUGCUACACCUGCGACCUUACUGUCUCCCGCGGCUGCUGCUCUGUCUGCGCUGCCGUCUGCCACAAGGGCCACAAGCUCGUGUACUCCCGCCUCUCCAGGUUCUUUUGUGACUGCGGCGCCACUGGUCCUGCCCCCCCGUCCGCCGCCCCUCCCUCUGCUCACAUGCAUGGUUCGCUGGCGGAACCUGCUAGGCGCUCUACUGCCGCUCCUGCUGGUGGUAGUGCCGCUGCCCCGGAAGGUACUGGCUUGCCGAACCAAGGCGUUUUCAACCAAGCAGCAGGAUCGGCGACUGGAGCAGGUUCGGCGUCGUCCCCUGCUGCGGUCUGGGAGCGGUUCCGGCGCAGGAGGUCCGGAACAGGUUUGGCACGGCAGGGGGAGGUCUCAAGGGAGGCGGGGAGAAGGGAAGGCACUGGGGGGAGUGGGACAGGCGGGGAUGUGGGCGUUUUCAAGGGCUGCUUCGCACUAAAGCCACGUCCUGUGGGGUCAGGGAAGCAAGCAGCAGCAGCAGGAGAGAAAGGGAGAGGGGAGGGCGGAGUGGCUUUGCCAGGAGGCACGUUUGGAUGGCCGGGUGGAUGCAGGAAUGCGUGGGGGGAGAAGGAAGGGGGGGGAGGAAAGGGAGGGGGUUCUGAAGUUGAAGCGGAUUGGUUGCUGGGAGUGGAGGCGUUUCUGAGCCAAUCAGAGGAGCUCUGCUGGGAGGGGCUGUUGGGGAGCGAGAAACGGAAUGGGGGCGAACCAUCGAGGUUGCAGGAGAGCUUGUGGAGCGAGGAGGUCGUGAGGGGGCUCCAGGCGGCACUGUCAGGGAAGGCGUGGGGAAGAGGGGCCGAGGAGGAGGAAGAGAUUGUGCGAGAGCAGGGUGGGACGAGGGUUGGAGAGGAUGGUCGGAAGGAUGGUCGGGAAGAUGGUGAAGGUGAGGGUGCGAAGCAGAUCCACCAGGAAGAGGGGAGGACUCUCGGAGGGGCCAGAGGUAGCGAUGAGGUCGUUAACAGUGAGGAGAGCGUUGGCAGUGGCACUGCAGCAGCAGCAGCAGCAGCAGCAGCAGCAGCAGCGGCGGCGGCUCGGGCGUUGGUUCUAGGCGAGCUCACUCGGCAGCAGGUGGUGGACUCCAUCUGCCAGCUGGCGCGCAGGCAUUGGCUCAGGCAGAAGGCCCUGGCGCGGGAGAGGGUAGCAGGGGCGAGGAGGGGAAAGAGUGGUGUGAGUGUGAUGGGAGGAGGAGGUGGGGAUGCAAGUAAACGAGGCAGCAAGGCGGGUGAGAUUGAGGCAGAGGCGGGGGACGAGGGAGAGGGAGCUUUGGGCGGUGAGGAGAGGGGGGAGGUGGUAGAGGUGGGGGAGUGCGAAGAGCAGGUGGGGGAGGAAGGCUCGGAUGCGAAGGGUGCUGAUCUGAACGCUGGAGAGGAAAACGUUGACGAUUCCUGCGGGGAGGCAGUUGGUGAUGAGAAGGCAGGGGCCAGUGGGACUGCUUUGGAGAUCAAGAGCAGUGGGGAGGGAAGCGGGUCUAGGGGUGGGGAAGAGGCGCAGAGUGCAUCAGCAGAGGCGCAGAAUGCAUCAGCAGAGAUGCAGAGUGUACCAGCAGUGGAACAAAGUGAUAUUGGGACGGAGGUCAGCAGGCAGGGUGGUGAGAUGGAUGCGGGUACAGGCACACAGGGAAGUGAGGCCGCAGUGGUUGCUGCUGCGGCGCCAGAGGCCGACAUGGGAAGUUCGUCAGUGCCUACCGCUCUCCCCUUGCCAUCUGCCUUGCCAUCCGCCCUGUCAGUGGAACGGGCGGAUCUGGGAAGGCCUCUUCGCAUGUACCCUGCUGGCUCCUUCCCUCUAACUCAAUCUGCUUCUGCUCCUGUAGCAGGGGGAGCAGGAGAAGCAGCAGGUGUGGGAAUGAGUGGAGCAGGGGCAGCAGCUGUGUCUCCUUCACUUCUGUCGAUCAGUUUUGGGGGGAAGGUGGCAAUCGGGGCAGGUUCGUCUGUGAGGCUGUGGGAGGCGGAUGACAUUGUGCCUCGCACUGCUGCCAGUACUGGAGCUGAUCAUAAUGGUGAUACCAAUAGUGUUGCCGCUUCUGGUGCUGCUGUUGGUGGCCUAGCUGCAGUGUCGUCUGACGUGGCAACAGCAGCAGCAGUUGAGGUGGCAGCAGCGCCAACGGAGAUAGGCGAGGUGGAUGUGGGGUACCCGAUUCACACGCUCGCCUUUCACCCCACUAUUGACGCGCUGCUUGCUGUCGCGGGGGUCAACCAGGUCGAGGUCCUAGUGCUGGAUGAUGAUUGCACGCUGGUUACCCGCUCUGCUGUCAACCUGCCUGCUGCGCUCCGCACUGCAAGCAGGCACCGCCGGCAGCACAGGCAACAGCAGGUGAAGGAGCAGGAAGAGCAACAGCAGGAGCACGAGGAGGAGGAGGAGGAAGAGGAAGAGGAGGAGAGGGGCGAUGGUGAAGCAGAAGCGGAAGGGCCAGGCACAGUAGCCCCAGCAGCGGAUGUGGCUAUAAAGAGGAUGUGCUGGUUGCCCCUGGCAGGAGGCCCGUUUCUUGAGGCGCGUCUGCUAGUAGCGACCCCCUCGGCAGUUCUCGUCUUCGCAGUGGCAGUGGGGUACGACGCUCAGCUGAUCGCCACUUACCAGCUCCCAUCAAACAGACAUGCAGGGAGGGCUGAGCUUGGGGAUUCACUGCCACGCUCACUCGAGGAGGAGGAGGAGGGGAGAGUAGGGAAGUUGGGAGGGGAGUUGAGAGGGGAGUUGGGAGGGGAGGAGAUUGUGGAUGUGUGUGUGGUGCAGAGAGAGGUGGAGAGCGGUGAGGGGGAAAGAGAGGGGCAUGGGGAUGGGCAUGAGGAUGGGGAUGGGGAUGGGGAUGGGGGUGAGGGUGGCCCAAGGCUGCAGCUGACUGUUCUCACCAGCCAGGCUGUACUGUACUGUGCAACUAUAGACGACAACGAAUCUCCUCAAGAGGAGGAUGAAGAGGACGAUCAAGAAGAUGAUGACGGUGACGAUGAGUACGAUGACGUGGAGAAUGGAUUUGAUCUGUUCCUGUUCAUGCCAUGUCAGCACAUCACGUUGCGACACCUGUCCCUUGGGCCAUCAGGCUCGGCCUUUCCGUGGGCGGGCGUUCCCCCACUUGCUGCUUCUGAAGGAACCGGGAGGAGAGAAUGUGGAGAAAGAGGAGGAGGAGGAGGAGAAGGAGGAGGAGGAGGAGAAGGAGGAGGAGGAGGAGGAGGAGAAGGAGGAGGAGGAGGAGGAGGAGAAGGAGGAGAAGGAGGAGGGAAAGAUGUUAGUGAAGGAAUGGAGGGAGGUUCGGCCGAGGACGGAGGAAUCGUGGGAAGGAGGCAGGGUGGGUUUUUGUGUCCUGUGGCAACACAUGAGGCGUUCCUUGUGUCUCCUGAUGGCGUUCGGCUUUUCUUCGCCCGCCUCACCUUCUCUGGACAGGCACUCUCUUUGCUGCACGAGCUCUCUGUCAACAACCCUGGACCCUAUGCUUCUUUGCCUGGGGAAGCUGGGGGUGUACCGCCAGCAGCACCCGCAGCACCCGCAGCACCAGCAGCACCCGCAGCAGCUGCAGAGGCUGAAGAGCAGGAUCGGGCUCGGGAGCCAGCUUCGGAAGGGUUCCGAGCCUGGGAAGCAGGCGUGAUGCAAUGGAGCGUUGGGGUCGCUCCUGGGGGAAGCAGGGGCAGCAGCAGAGGCAGGCACAGGGACAGGGGCAUUAGCAGCUUCAGCAGCGGCAGCAGCAGUGGCAGCAGUAGCAGCAGCAGUCACUGUGGUAGCACCGUGGUGCUCAGUCAGGGAAGUAGCUGCCGGCUCUUGCAGGCGUGUGGCCCCUUGGAGCACCUCACCAGGGCCCUGAGGUUCUUUUCCCAUGUUGUGGACUGUAACGCUGCUGCUGGUAACCCUAUUGGUGGUUACCAUUCUGGCCGUAUUGUGGGAGUGGUGGCAUGCCGUGCUCGUAAGGAGAGGGAGGGUAGUGAGUCCGAAGAGGAGGAGGAGGAGGAUGAGUAUGAGGAGGAGGAGGAAGAGGAUGAUGAAGAGGAUAUGGAUGAGGGGGAGGAGGAGAGAGCUGAGGAAGAGAUGCCGGGUGAUAGAGAGAGUGGGAACGCCCAGGAGGUGGGUCAGGUGGGCGGGGAUAAUCGAGUUCUGCUGCUGCAGGAGGAUGGUUCGCUACUGGUGCUCGCCACUCACCCUCCCUCCUCGUACGCCUCACCCUCGCCUUCCCUCCCUGCCUUCCCUGCCCUCCAAACCUCCUCCUCCCAGGCAGCCCAAUCUGCUUCCGCCCAUCCCUCUGUCCCUCACCAUGCCCCUGCAACUGCAGCAGUAGCAGCAGCAGCAGCAGCAGCCGUUUCUGCAUCUGCACUGAGUCCAUUGGUGCCUGGCACUGGCCCUACUUCUGGCUCUGACGCUCCCGCUAGUGCCUCUGGCAGCAGCUCUAGUUCUGGGCUUUGCACAGUUUCGAGCGCUGCUACAGCUGCACAAGCAGCAGCGGGUGCUGCACUCACGUCUACUGCUACAGGCGCAUCAACCGCCGCUGCUGCUACAGCCGCCCCCACCAGUGCUGCCCCGACCCGCCGCCCUCCCCUCCCCCCACCUCUCCCCACAACCCUGCCUGUCCGCAAGCCUCUCUCCCCUGGGGAGGAACUGCGUGCCGCUGUUGACACUUUGCUAAGCGUCGUGGAUGGGGGAGGGAUUGGGACCGAGGCUCCAGGUGCAGGAGGAGCUUUAGGAACAGGCGCACCUGGUACAGGCAUAUCUGGGGCAGGUUUAUCUGCUGGGCGGCAGCUUCCCAAGCCGUUUCCACCUGUGCCCUUGGACCUGAUUGGCCGCCGCAAACCUCCCAGCUGGGCUCCUGUUUUCCCUCACGAUUUCUUUGAGCACACUGUGUGUGUUACCCCAGAGGUCCGCUUCUCAGUGCACGGCGUGAGGGGCAGCAGGAAUGGAGGAGGCGGCGGUGGCACCAGUGGUGGUGGUGGCAGUGGCAGCAGGAGUGCAGGAGGUGUGGGAAGUGGUAGUGGCAGUGGCAGUGGUGCUGGUGGGCGGAGUGCGGUGUCUUCUUCCUCGUCCUCGUCGUCUUCUGCGGCCGCUGCUGCGUCGGGGUCUGCUGCUGACGUGGCGGGGACGAGCGACAUGGACAGUGAGAGCGUGCUGCAUAAUCUCAUGGCGGAGGAUGGCUACCUGGAAGCUUCCUCCUCGAGAGGCUUCAAGAUCACCAUAGCCAACAGCAACUCCAGCCUUCUCUUUGUGGGAGUCCGCAUCCUCGUGGGGAUCUCCUCCUCCUCCCACAUCCCCUCCUCCCUCUCCCUCUUCCACCGCUCACUCCCCCUUGACCACUCCUCCCGACGCUGGUACGACCUCCCCUUCACGCCCGCCGAAUCCCUGCUGGCAGACCGCCACGUCAGCAUCCACGUGGGCCCCGCUUUCGGCGGGAAUGUGCGGGCGAGGGUGGAUGGGUUGGAGGUGUAUGGGAGGAGGAAGGAGGAGUUUGGGCGGGGGAGGGUGAAGGGGGGUGUGCUGGGAUGGUGGCGGGAGUGGAAGAGGGUUGUUGAGGAGGAGGAGAGGAGGAGGGAGAGGGAGGUGGAGGAGGGGCGGGAGAGUGAGAGAAAGGAGGGCGCGAGGAAGGAGGGGGAGAGGAGGGAUGGGGAGGGAGGGGAGAGGGGGAGGGAGAGGGAAGACGGUGGAGGAGAGGGGAGCGUGGAGGAGGGGAGAGAGGAGCGAGUGGUGGCUGAUGCCUUGGAUGUGCUAACAGGGCUGGUGCGUGUGGUUGGUGAGGGUGGGAAGGAGGCAGAGGGUGAAUCUGAGGCGUUUCAAGGGGCCACAGAGGGUAGGAGGGUGGAGGGAGAGGGUGAAGGAGAGGGUGAGGGAGUGAAAGAGUCAGAGGAGGAGGAGCAGGUUGAGGGACAGGAAGGGCAGGUGGCCGCAGGCCAGAAUGUGGGGGAUCUGGGGAAGGUGGAUCUGGGGAAGGUGCAGCUGUUGGGAGAGGGUUUGCUGAGGGAUCUUCUCCAGGAGGUGCUGAGAGGGAGCCCGGAGGAAGAGGAAUUGGGCGGACUUGUGGGAGGUGGUGCGGGCAAAGGGGGUGUGAAACAGUUGCUGCUGGGCUUGUGCGCAUCAGUGCAUCCAUCGCGGACAGAGCUCGUCCAGGCGUGUGACUCUACAGAGCUGUCCAUUGCUGCCGGAGAACAACUUCACCCGCAAGACCAUCGGACUCUCCAGAGGCGCGUGGACGCCAUGGCCCACAUUGCUCUGCUGCGCCCAUCCAGCAUGCGCCAGCUCCUCUCCACCACUGGCAUCCCCCCCCUAGAAGCCCUCCACAGCCGCCUGCUCUCACUGCUGCAGACUCCAGAUGAAAAUGCCCCAGAAGCUUCUCGGGAAUCCACAGGAGAAGGAGAGCGGAGCGAGGGGGGUGCCGCAAGUGACAAUACAGGGGGGAGGGAUGCAGAUGGUGGGGCUACAGAUGCGACAGAAACAGAAGACAGGGGUGCAGAUGGCAAGGGGAUGGGUGGAGAGGUUGCAGAUGGCAAGGGCGUGGCUGGAGAGGGUUCUGCUGCUGUGAAUGUGAAGCAAGCGCUGGUGGCUUCGUCUGUUCGACUGCUGGUUGGCGUAGCAGGCUGUCUCCUAGCUCCAGCCAAAAAUGUUGCUGCUCCUCCUGCUGCUGCUCCUCUCACUGGUGCUUCUCCCACUUCUGCUUCCCUCACUGCUUCUAUGCCAGCUGCUGAAUUUAGGGGGGUGACAAUGGAGUGGGUGGUUACCAGGUUACGAGAUCUUCUGCUGUCGUCUGAUGCUGCUGUUGCAGAGGCAUGCUGGAUGGCUCUCUGUGCUCUCUUCCUGCCGCCGCCCCCUCUCCCAUCGCCGCCACCAUUGGCGUCGUCCCUGGCUUCUGGACAGCGUGCAACAGCCAAUGCAACUGACUCAAGCAAUGCAACUGACUCAAGCAGCAAGGACAGCAGGCAUGCAGCGGCAGCCGCAGCAGCAGCAGCAGCAGCAGCAGCAGGGGAGCCAGAGCACUCAACAGGAGCAGAGGGUGCUGUCCCUCAAGCCUUUGAUGCAUCCGCCUUCAAUAUAGCCACCCUCUGGGGCGCAGGGCAGGGUGCAGCAGCUGGUGCUGAUGCUGCCUUCGGCGCAGGUGCUGCUCUUGGUGCCACCGGUGGUGCUGGUUUCGGGUCCUAUGUGGAGAGUGGGGUAGUGGAGGGGGAGGGCGCGGAUGACAUGGACAUUGAUGAAGGCAUGCAUCAAGGCAUAGGUCAGCACAUAGACCAGGACAUAGACCCGCACCUGUCGGUGGUGCAGUACUGCUGCGACUCGUGCGGGGUGUGCCCCAUACAGCACGUGCGCUGGCACUGCCUCGUGUGCGACGACUUCGACCUCUGCAACCACUGCCACCAGGCCGUCACCGCUGGUUCUGCUGGUUCUUCUGGUAAUGCAGCUGCAGCCGCUGCAGCCUCUGCUGCCGCUGGUGAUGCUGAUGCUGGUUCUGCUGGUGGUGCUGCUGCUGCUUUGUUCCCCUUCAGCUCGCACAGCCUAUCGCACCCCAUGGUUGCCAUCCCCGUAGAUCCUGCAGCAGAUGGGAUGGCGGAGGAAGGAGGCACAGAGGGAAGGGCGUUGGACACAGGGCACGGGAUGAUGGGGGAAGGAGGAGCGGAGGGGCUUAUGGGUGGAUUUGAGGAGAGUUUUCUCAGGGUGUUAGGUGGAGAUGCUUAUAGCGAGUAUGGAACAGGGUCGGGCUUUGCUGGCUCUACUGUUGCAGGUUCUGUUGGUGGUGCUGCUGCUGGUGCAGCUGCUGCUGGUACUAGUGAUGAAAACCGUGCUGCCGCUAGUGGUGCAGCGGGGUUGGGUGGGGCAGGAAGGAGUGUGGUUGGUGGGAGUGGUGUGGCUGGCCAGGGGGAGAUAACAGGAGAGACACGGAAGGACGGAGAGGAGAGGGAGAGGUGGGAGAAGGGGAGGUGGGAGGGGAUAAGGGUGCAUGUGGAGCAGGUGGGACGGGAGGUGCUGCAACAGCUGCUCUCCUCCUUACCCCCUGGCUGGUCCCUUGGGCCUCAACCCACCCCUUCCUCCUCUGCCUCCUCCUCCUCCUCUUCUCGCCCCCCCUCUCGCUCCCCUCCCAUGCCGCUGCUGCAGCUGCUCCUGCGAGUGUUUGCAGCAGGGGCAGUAGGCGGGGGGCCCAUGGCUAUUGCUGCGCCAACUGUGGGCUCGAUGUCAGAGAAGGCUCUAUUGCCUAAUAAGCGCCGUAAGUCGGUGGCGAGAAAGUUGGCAGCAGCAGCUGCUGGUGCUGCUGGUAGUCUGAGGAAACUAGCUGCCUUGGACUCGCCUGGAUGCCGGCUGAUGACGUGGACGCUGACGUGGCUGGUUGAUGAGCUGGAGCACAGCUGGCGCCAGAUCUCCGGAGAGAAAGAGGGGCGUCUGGAUGAUGGAGGCACUAGUGCUGGUGGCGUGGCUGCUUUGACCUGCUUCCUGGAAUUCCUAGUGCUGCUCUUCCGUAGCUUGCAGUAUCACCUACAGCAGCCGAAUCAUCAUCAGCAGCAGAAUCAGCAGCAGCAGCAGCAGCAGCAGCAGCCUGGGUCAGGUUUCGUGUUAUCCCUCCUCGUUCUCCAGCCCUCUGCAUGCUCUGCUGCAAGCAGGCUCCUCGCUCUCCUCCACUCCAUCUUCUCCUCCUGCCAGCCGCACCCCCCGCUCACAGGCACCCUCAGCUUGACAGAAGCUGACAUCUCUGGGACUAAGGUCUUGGGGAGAGAGUCCGGGAAGGGCGGAUAUGGAGUGGAAGGGAACGGCAGGGAUAGGUUGCUGCUGUGGGCGCUGUGCCUUGCUGCUGAGGUGGCGUCGAUAUGCCCGACACAGAAGGGAGGGGCGCCGGCGGAAGCCUCUGCUACAUCUGUACUGCUGCUGGAGUCGACUUGGCAGCCUCUGCUGUGUGCGUACCUGCAGCGAGCAGCUCUAGAGCGAGUGUUGGCCCAGCCCAGGGAGCAGCAGCGGACGAAGGAAGGGACAGUUAUAGCCCAGGUGGACAGUGGAGGGGCAGGGGCAAGUGACAGUGGGGCAGAGAAGGGAGGAGAGGACGGAGGGUUGGUGGGGACGAGAGAGAGGGAGGGGAAGUAUGUACGGCAGCUGUUGCUGCUGACUUGUGGGGGGAAGGAAAGAGAGUGUGCAAGGGUCCAGCGAGCGUGUAAGCUAUCUGCGUACAUGUCUGACCUUCGCUCCGCACUCCAUCCCCUCCUCCCUGUUCCUUCCCCCUCCAUCCACCUCCUUUCCCCCUCCUCUCCUCUCCCCCCAUCCCCCUCCUCUCCCCACCUCCCAUCCCCCAUCCCUCCCCCUCUCCCCUACGCCGUCAAGAUCCAAGCCCUCCAUCUCCUCACUGCCGCCCUCCAUGUGGCGCAAUCUCAGCCGUCCACGUGGCGGAGGUACUGCGCAGUCGAGGACACGUCAGCGCUGCGGCUGCUGGCGGCUGUAGCGGCUGCUACAUCCUCCCCGCGUUGGGCUGCCGAGGACGAGCCCCUUGCCCUGUGCGCGCUACAGCUGCUGGCUUUGGCGUUUGACCCCCAAAGCAGUGGUAAACGCAGUAGCAGCAGGAGCAGUGGUGGCGGUGGCAGUGGCCGUAGCAGUAGGAGGGCGAAGAGGAAGGUAGAGGGGUUUGGAGCGGUUGAUAUGGGUACACAGGCGGCUGCUCUGUUUGGGCUCUCUUCGCAGUCACAACAGCAGGCAGAGGGGCAGAAGGGAGGCGUGGAAGCAAGCAGCAUUGGUGGCGUGGGCAGUGGCGUGGUGCCUAGUGGUGUUUCUCAGUUCAUUGCAUCGUUCGUGCUCUCUGCUGCGUCUGCCCGGCUGCGAUCUCAGGCCUGCAUGGUCAUGCAGGGAGUGUGGCACCACGCCUCCCCCUCUCUCCGCCACUCCAUCCUCUCCUCCCUCCUCUCCAUCCUCCCCCACACGCCGUCCCUCGGCUCUCGGGCCCUCAGCUUCUCCCAACUCCUCCUCUCUCUCCUUGCUGACCUGGCGUCCAGUCAGCAACCAGCUGGCACUGCUGAGCUGGUGUCGCAAGCCGCUACCACGCUACUGGUGCAGCUGUCGCAGCAGAGUCGUGCAGUGGCCAACCACCCCAGUGCCUCUCUCAACUCCGCGUUGCAUAAGUUGCUGGGUGCAGAAGAGGAUGGGACUGGUGCUGCCGGUGCUUCUGCUGCUGUGGCGGCGGCUGCUGGUGCCGGUGGUGGUGGUGGUGGUGCUGCUGGUGCUGGCAGUGGUGGGAAGAAGGUAGUGGGGGCGUCAGUGUGGGGGUUGGCGGAUGGGGAGCCGUGCGCAGUGUGUGCGUACCCCGAGGCAGUGUGUGGGAGUGUGAGGAUGGAGAGUGUGCGGCAGGAGGUGCGCUUCUCAGACUGCCGCAUCUUCGUUCGCCUGUCGGAGCCACACCUCAUCAAGGGUUUCACCAUGGCGGUGCACGACUCAAGGAGGGGCCGCUCUGUCAAGGACCUUCGCCUGCUGGGGAGCAACAGUGCCGCCUGCGACCUGCAGCAGAUCAAGACCGCUACAGACGAGCUCUGCCGCCCGAUCGCUCGCUGCCAGCUGGCGGCCGACCAGCCCGAGAUCCGAGUGGAGCUGCCCCUCCCUGUUGCGCUGCGCUUCAUUGUGGUGGAGUUUGCGUCAUUCCAUGAGAACCAUUCCACGUCGUCGUCAUCAUCUCGAGAGUCGCUGCAGUGUCCACGGUGUAACCGUGUGGUAACCAGCCGGCACGGCAUGUGUGUGGUGUGCCAUGAGAACGCCUUCCAGUGCCGCCAGUGCCGCGCCAUCAACUACGACAACCUCGGCGCCUUCCUCUGCGCGCAGUGCGGCCACUGCAGGUAUGGCCGUUUCGAGUUCACUCUGCAGGCGCACCCUUGCCCCUCCUCCAUCGACCAGAUCCUCUCUGACGAAGCUUCCAGGAAGGUCGCUGCAGCGCUGGAGGCCGAGGCUGAGUCAGCCACCCGGCUCCGUCAGCAGCUGCAGGCGCUGCGCCGGCCAAUCGCACGCCUGGUUUCGUCCAUCCUGGAUGAUGACUCAGCUGCUGACGUGGCUGCAGCUAACUGGCUGGAUCAUGACCCGGCUCCAGCAGCAACAGCAGCAGGGUCAAGAGGGGGAGGAGCAGGCGGAGGGGCCAGGGGAGGAGCAGGAGGACUUAAUAGUAUACAAGGCAGAGAACGGGCAGUAGGGGGUCGAUCAGGGCUGGACGGCGGGGGUGGUCUGACCCUGCUGGGAGGUAGGCUUGGGGGGGGACGAGGAGCAAGAGGGGGGCCUGCAGGGGUGGGAGGAGGAGCAGGAGGCGGAGGAGGUGGGCUUCUGGAUUUCGACCUGUUUGAGGAUAUGCUUGCUGCGACUGCUGGCUCUGGUGCUGAUUCCGGUGCUGGUCUGUUCAGUUCGAGUCUAGCCAGUGCAGGGUUGGGGGCAUCAGGCGUACCAGCAGCGUCAUCAGGGACAGGGAGAGCAGCAGGAGGAACAGCAGCAGCAUCAGCAGCAGCAGCAGCAUCAGCCGCAGCGGCAGCAGCAGCAAGCGAGGAGAUUCUGCAGCAGCUGCUGGAAGCCUUCCCGCCCCUCUCUGCUGCUGGUUUGGGUAACUCUAUUGGUACCACAGGUGCUGCUCUUGGUGGUACUGGCAGUGCUGGUACUCCUGGUGGUGUGGGUGCAAGUGGUGCUGCUGGUGAUGCGACAGGUGGCCUUUCUCUCUCCUCUGCCUCUGUCGCAGCAGCAACAGCAGCAGCCGCUCAGGCGCACGUGAGCCGUCGGAUCGCGAUCUUGGGCGCGCUGUAUGCUGACAAGUGUCGCGCUGUGCACCGCAAGCUUGCCAGGUCAGCAGAGAGGAUGGGAGCGCUACAGAUGGCCCUGGCUGAAUACCACCUGCUGGUUGGGUAUCAGAGGAGAAACCGCCGCCGGCAGCAGCAGCUACAGCUGCAGCCGCAGCAGCAGCAGCAGCAGCAGCAGCAGGGGCGGCGGCGGCAGGGCUUGGGUUAUGAGCAGGAGAGCUUGGAACACAGCAGCAGCAGCAGCAGCAGUGGCGGCAGCAGCAGUGGCGGCAGCAAUGGCAGUGGUGCAGGGGUGUGUUUAGACUGUAGCAGCACUUUCGUGGGACUCUGCCUGCAGUGGCUUGAGGCACUCCUCCCCAUCCCAGCUGCCCCCUCCGCCCUCCUCUCUCUCUCUGCUAUCCCCACCCUCUUCUCCUCCUCCCUCCUCUCUGGACCCCCCUCCUCCCGCUCCCGCACCCGCCACCUCCUCUCCCGCCUCGCACUCACCUCCCCAGACGCCCUACACCACCUGCUGGAGCUGAUAGAAUCCAAGGUCUCCGCUGCUGUGGCCGGCUAUCUGCUUGCUGACGUGGCGCCAGCUGUAAAGGACCCGCUGCUGCUCCUUGCUGACCUGUCUUUCUCAUCCUCUGAGUCGACUCAAUCCACGUCCGCAUCUGGCGUGUCGUCUCCUUCGGGGAAGCUUCUCUGUCUGCAGCUGGCCACUCGCCUCUUCUUCCUUGCUCUCACCACCACCCAUGUGCACCCCUCUGUAUCGGACCAUGUGCUGCUGCCCACCCUCCGAAUAGUCACCUCCUCCUGCAAGCACGCUACUCUGGAGGCACCAAAGAGACAGGCUGGGGAGACUUCAGGGGCAGCUGUGGGGGAAGCCCAAGGGCGUGAUGGGAUAUCAGGGAAUGCAGUGAUGUUAGGAAACGCAAGUACCAGCAUCCCAGGAGAUGGGGCUUUGCCACCCACAGUUCGCAAGUUUGCCGUCCGCUGGCGCGAUCGCACGCGCGAGCGGAGCGCGGUGGACAGCAGGAUUCAGCUGCUAGUGCGAUCGUUUGGCAGCUGGUGUUUUGGCCGGACUCAAGCGCACGCCUCCUCUGCUCAGGCAGACGAUCGAAUCUCUCUCAGUGCAGAUCUCAUCGCCAGCUGUCGCUCGCCGCCCGCCCUCCGAUCCGAGAUAUGCCUUCUGCUGGAGUUGCUGGCAGGGGUGGCCCCUCGAUACAAGCACGCUGUGCUGGAGUCACUGCUCUCCCUCCUCCCUGCAACCACCCACGCAGGCGAAGCCUCAGCAGAGCUCUUCGCCCUCCUCUCCCGCCUCCUCUCCUCUCCCCCCCCACCUACUGCCGCCAGACCAACUGAAAGGCUGUCUCAAAGCGGAACCACACCCCAGAGCCUAUCUUCUCAUUUUCUUCCCUUCUCUCAUUUUCCUUCCUUUCAAGAAAGCUUCUCCUCCUCCCUCCAUUCGUCCUCUGCCACUCCCGCUGUCUCCUCAACUCGACCCUCUUCCAGCCGACCCUCGUCGAGCCAACCCUCGUUGGACGAGCCGUCCUUGCAGCACUCGGCGUUGCUCUUCCUAGCGGCACGCGGUCUCCUCCCCGCACUCACCACUUUCAUCUCCCGUGCUGUUGCCCACCUGCAAGCGCACGAGUCCCGAGCCAUGGCACCGCUACUUGCACCCUCCUCCUUCUCGCUCACUACUUUCACCUCCGCCUCUCCUCUCACUCCCUCCUCUUCUCCGUUUUCGGCCGCAUUGCCCUCGUUUGCUCUCAUUCCUGCGGGUUCGUCUGCCCCUGCCUCCAUGUCAGCACCCUAUCCCAUCCUGCAAGCUGUGCAGCUGCUGCAGCAGGCCCUGCAGCAUCCCAAGCUGCAGCACCUGUUCCUUGGACUCCCCAGCUCCGAUUCUGGUUACCACAGCAGCAGAGUCACCAGCGCCAGCGCCGCUGGCAGUGCCACCAGCAGCCGCAGCAGCAGCAGAAGCAGCAGCAGGGACGGGAGGAAAGGUGCAGCAGGGAGCAGGUGUCUGGUGCUGGCAGUGCGAGCGCUGGUGGGGCUGCAGGGGCUGGUGGUGACGAGGUCGCAGCUGGUGGUGGAGUGCCAGCAGUGCCUCACUCUCCUGCUACAGGCACUCAUGAAGGGGGCGCAGGGGGAGGGGACUGAGAGGGAGGGCGCUGAGGGGAAGGAGCCUGAGGAGGAGAGGUGUGAGGUGAACAAGAGGGCGUUUGUGGCGGCGUGUGUGGAGGUGCUUGGGGGGCUGGUGGCGAUGGAGGAGGGGGGCUUGCCGGAUGCUUCUUGCGACGCGUGGCGGGCCAUAGGCUUCACUCUGCGCCACCUGUGCAACACCAUCUGCCCCACUCGCCCUGAGCCCGAAUAUGAGAUGGUGCUCAUCAAAGCAGCCACGCAGGAGGAGUUCCUGCCAGGGCGGCUGCAGCACAACCCGUACUCCACUAAACAGGUGGGCCCUUUGAUGCGCGAUGUCAAGAACCUCAUCUGCAAGGAGCUGGAGCUGCACGGGCUGAUGGACGACGACUAUGGCAUGGAGCUGCUGGUGGCAGGGCAGAUCUGCUCCCUGGGGCUGUCUGUGCGCGCCGUGUACGAGCAAGUGUGGAGACAGAGGGGGGCGAUGAGCGUAACCUUCCGGUUGCAGGUGCGGCCUAGAUGGCGAGGCCACGGAGCCAAUAGUGAAGGAGCUGGAGGAGGGGGGGAGGAGGCAGCUGACCCUGAGAAGGAAUUCGCUGUUGCUGCUGCACUCGCGCCAGCUGUGCCAGCUGUGCCAGCUGUGCCUGCUGUGCCUGAUGGUGAUGGUGGUGACGAGGGGGGGGAUGAGGAGCCAAGUGCAGCAGGUGGACGAGGGUCAAGAGACGUGAGGAGCCGCAGUGGAGGAGGGAGAAGUCGCGCUGAGGUCAGUCCAGACGGCCUGCUGUUGCUGCUGAGGGUGCUGGAGGAAACAGCAGAUGAGGAGCUAGCAAGUGGGGAGGAGGACGUGGGUGACCUCUUGAAGCUGCUGCACACCGCGUGUCUCCUGCGGACCAAUCGCCUGCAUCUGCUGCGUGCCCACGCGCUGCCACGUCUGCUCGACCGCGCCACGCGUGCGGCUCUUUACGCGCAUGGUGUUGCCACGUCAGCCCCGGCCGGAGGCUCAGGGCCAGGCGCGACGGCAGGUGCUGCUGCUGCUUCCCAGGCCGCGCUGGCAGGUUCGGCGGAGGCCGCAGCUGAUGCCCUGCUUCGGAUUGUGGAUCUGUUGAUGGUGGAGGGUGGUGGCUUGGGGGGUGAGGCUGGGGUGGGCACAGCAGAGGAAAGAAUAAGCAUGGGAGAAGCAGGGGAUGAGAAGAACCAUGUAGCAGCGGGGCGGGGAGAAGAGGCAGUGAGGUUGUUUCUAGAGAAGCUCACUGCGGCAUCGCUCUCCCAGGCUGCUACUGGGGCGGGCUUAUCUGGGGCAGGCGUAUCCGGCUCACAAGCAUCUGCAAGAGGAGGUGUGCCAGGAGGGGCGGGAGGGGCGGGAGGAGGGGCAGGAGGGGGGGGAGGUGGGGGAGGGAGGAAGAAGAAGCGGGAUUUUUCGGAGAGUGUGGUGCGGAUACUGCCGUAUAUGACGUAUGGGGAGGGCAGAGCCAUGGAGGUGCUAGUAGACCAUUUCCGCCUCCUGCUGCUGGACUGGCGGGGGUUCGACCGGCUGGUAGGGCGGCAGAGAAGGGGGAGGCAGGAGGAGGAGGAGGGGUUGGCGCAUGAGCACGGGUCUGGAGAAGGUGGGAGGGAGGGUAGGAGGGAGGAACAAGGCGGGGAGGAAAGUGGUCGUGAGGAAGGGGAGAAGGAGGAGGGGACUGAGGAGGCGUGUGAGGAGAGGCGGAGGCAGGCGGUGCACUGGUGGCAGAUGGCGGGGCACUUCGAGCGGCUGGCCGGAGCGAUCAGGCAGGAUGGCAGUGGGUUAAAGCUGCGUGCUCUGAUCCUGGAGAGGGGCAUUCCGCAAGCUGCUGUGCGCCAUCUGCUCGCGUCCUUCCCCCCCUCCGCCCUCUCCCCCUCCUCCGACCUCUCUGACCUGCGUGCCCUGCCCUCCUGGCAACGCGCCCUCACCCUCCCGUCGCUGCCUCUCAUCCUUGGGCUGCUGCUCGGGCUGUGCCACGGCCACCCCCCAACGCAACGAGUUCUGCUGCACGCGGGUGGGGAGGAGGGCGUGCUGGGUGGAGAGGAGGGCGAGCUGGGCGGGGAAAAGGGGGUUCUGGUUGGGGAGAAGGGAGUAUUGCCACUGCUGCUGCUGCUGGAAGGGGUUGUGGGGAAUGAUGGUCUGGGAGCGAGGGCUGAAGCGCUGCUGGAAGAGGGGGAGUGGAAGGGGACGGAGCAGGGAGUCGGGGAGGUGGGGAGAGGCGGUGAGGUGGGCAUGGAUGAGGAGGUGUGGCAGGCGGUGGCUGCGCUGAGGGCCGGUGCCAAGGAGAGGAGGCGAGAGAAGGCGAUGCGGCGACGGAUGGAGCUGAUGAAGAGCAUGGGGGUCAAAUCCCAGCUGGCACCUACCGGGGCCCACCGCAUUGUGCUGACAUCAGCAAAGCCGUCAGUAUCUGGGGAAGGCGCAGCCAGUGCAGGCACCACUCCAGUAUGCGCAGACAAAGCAGAGGAGGGAGAGGAGGAGGAGGGCAAAGAGGGAGUGGAAGAGGAGGACGAGGAGUUUGGGGAGUAUGAGGAGGUGGUUGGUGAUGCCAGUGCCUCGGGUGCUGCUCCAUCCUCCAUUGCUGCUUCCCUGUCCGUCGCUCUCCCCCCGGCCAUGCGCGCCUUGCGCUGCAUGGUGUGCCACGAGGGCUACCGGCUUCGCCCCAAUGAGCUUCUUGGUGCCUACACCUUCUCCAAACGCUUCUCUGACCUCUCCACCUGGAGCUUAACGUCCACCACCAGCCGGGUGGCGGUGCAGUGGUCGCUGUCCACUGUGUCCCACUUCAACGCCAUCCACUUCUCCUGCCACGACCGGGCCAAGCGCGCCGACUCCUCCCUCAAGCCACCCAAGCGCGAGUGGGAUGGUGCCGCGUUGAGGAACGGAGGCACCCUGUGCAACGCGCUCUUCCCACUCCGUGGGCCCCAGGUCUCCCCAGCUGUGUAUGCUCGCAGUCUUGACGCCUGGUGGGAGAACGUCUCUUCUCUUGGCCACCUGGACGGCUCUCGCCUGCUCGUCCUGCUCCGAGACCUGCGCACGCUGGUGGGCCGCUUCGUGCUGGGGGCCAGCUUCAGCCUCGACUGCCACGGGGGCGGGCGCGAGAGCAACGCUCGCCUCCUUCCCUUCAUCCUCCACAUGCUGCUGCACCUCUCGUCCACCGCCUCCUCCUCGCAACGCCACUCCCUCGACGCCUCCCUCUCUGCACUGCUUGAGAUUGCUUCAAAGCUGCACUCCAGGCUCCCCCCCGCUCUUUCCUCCAUCUUCCCCCAUUCUUCAGCUUCUGACUCCCCCUCACCUUCCUCCCCCUCACAGCUGCCCCCCCUCCUCCUCUCCUCGACCUCCCUCUGCCUCCCCCUCCAGGUCUUCUCCUCUCUCCUCCUCCCCAUUACAGUCAUCUCCCCUUGCCUCCUCCCCACUACUAUCUUCCCUCCUCUCCUCCUCCCCAUCUGCCUCCAUAUCCUCCCUCUCUCCUCCUCUCCCUCGGCCUCACUCAACGCUCGCUCACUCUCAACAGUAACAGCCGCAGGGGGGGGUAUGGGUGGCAGUGUGUGCGACGCCAUGCUGGCAACCGUGCUGACAUGGCCGCUGCACAGGUGGCAGCGGUCGCGCCACCUGUUCCUGCUGCUGGCAGUGCAAGAGGCGGCACAGGCGCAUGUUGCCGGACUAGAUGGCUCGGCUCUGCUGCCGCCGUCUCUAGCCUCUGUUCCUACCACCACGACUUCUGCUGCUGCUGCUGCUGCAGGUACCAGUACAGGCACGGCUUCAGAGCCGCCACCACCACCAGCACUUCGGGCAAUGCUGCUCUUUGCAUCUUUCGUGGACCGGCUCCAUACCUUCCUAAAAGCUUCUAGCUCUACUGGAGCAGCUUCUAACAAGGAUGCCGGGGAUGGCAGCGAAUGGGAGGGCAGGGAAAAGAGGGCGGAGAGUCAGAGUAGUGAAGUGGAAAGUGUGGAGGGACAAGGGAAGGGAGCUAUGAGAGGCGGGGAAAACUCAUCUCCAGUGCAAAUGCCUGGGUCUUCUCCGACUCCCGUCCCUUCAAUGUCAAGCCGAUCGCCUGGCUCCCGCAAAUCGGGCUCUGCUUCCCGGACGACGUCUCCUUUGUUGCGGUCGAAACAGGAGAAUGCGGCGGAUCGAGCUUGGGAGGAUUUGGCGAAGCAGCGGCUGGUGGAUGUGCCGUUGAUGGCAAGGCUUAGCAUGGAGAUAAUGCUAUGGAUGGACAUUGUACACGCUUCGCCAGGACCCAGCGAUUGGGAUAUGCUCCAAAGGAUGACAGGCCCUUGGCCUGGUUCGGGCAGUGAGCCUGCAGCUGAGCUGUUCAACCAUUUUGUGUCGCUUCUGUAAGUUUUGUUCACUCUAGUUGGUCUAGAAAGCGCAUUGACCAAAUAUCUCGUGGAUAUUAUUUUAUAGAUGUUAGGUACAAGAGGAAUAUUGGUGUACUCAGGCUAGUGUUCCUUAGUGCCACCACGUAGCAAGCUUUUCAGAUCAGAUGCUAAUUCCUUCGAACC